GGUUUCGCAACGUAUAACAGUCAGCAGCCGCCUUCAUAUACACAGCCUGGCUAUGCUCCGUACCAGCAGGGUCAUCCCGUACCAGUUCACGGUCAAAGUAAUGUUGUAGUUGUCUCACAGCCUGGUGUACAGGGGGUCAGAGGAACAUGUCCAUACUGCGGUCUUGGGUUUGCAAGGUCCGACUACUCUACAAUUGGUAUACUGAUCGCUAUACUGUUUUUCCCUCUUGGUGUAAUCUGCUGUUUGAUGAUGACGGAGCGUCGAUGCACUCACUGUCGAGCUAAAAUAUAGACUUGUUGUCCUGCAUGCUAUUUCGUUGUCUGUGAUAUCUUGUUACCUUUUUGAUAAAUUGCAGUGCCUUAAUUAGAACAAUUAAAGCUCAACCUUUUAAUAUUAUUACUGAUACUAGCUGGAUUGCACACAACUACUAACAUGUUAUUGUUAUAGACAAAAUCUACAUAUAAUCAAGCAUAUAUUAACAAUAACUUAUUCGUGUCAGCAACCGAUGAUAUUUUAUAAAGAAUCAUGAUGUAAAAUUUACUAUAACAAUAAUAAUGACUUGUUACUUAAACGUAUGUCCAAAAUUGUGCAUUUACGCUUAAACUUGUUUAAAUCCGUCUCUCCAAAACAUAAUAAAGAUUGUUUCCAAAUUAA
Messenger RNA from Ruditapes philippinarum (Manila clam), 654 nucleotides. Its product is annotated as membrane protein BRI3-like. Lineage: Eukaryota; Metazoa; Mollusca; Bivalvia; Venerida; Veneridae. The record is from RefSeq and is a predicted model, not a curated record.